Molecule: messenger RNA, 390 nt
Organism: Colletotrichum spaethianum
Lineage: Eukaryota; Fungi; Ascomycota; Sordariomycetes; Glomerellales; Glomerellaceae
Product: MFS transporter prlL
Exons: 1
Coding region: 1-390 (129 amino acids)
Cellular component (GO): membrane
Molecular function (GO): transmembrane transporter activity
Source: RefSeq, a predicted model, not a curated record
AUGGUUGAUCAGACAGCUUCGCCGCGCAGGAUAUCCUCGCCGGACGAAGAAAAGCCGCUGUUGGAGAUAGCUCAUCGAAAGGUCGACAAACGGCUCCUUUUGUGGUACUCGUUUGUAUACCUCAUUAUGCGCAUACACGUUAGCAACAUCAGCAACGCUGCCAUUAUCAACCUUGAAGAAGGCACCGGCAUCCGGAAGCAGCUUGGGAAUCUAUCCAGCUCUCAAUGGGCUUGGGCAUUGAGCAUAUUUUACUAUCCUUACAUGUUCUUUGAGCCGCUCGCCACGCUUGCGCUGAAAAGAUUUUCGCCUUCAGUCUGGAUGAGUCGAAUAAUGAUCACCUGGGUAUUUGGGACUACCUUGAACAAGUAUGAUGUCGGUGCUGACUGUUAA